CUUCUCUUUGCAUCAUGUGGCUCUUUUCAGCUACUUCCUCUUUUGCUACGUAUCAAUACUCACAGCUCUAUUUACUUGCCACCACAUGCCCAGGGGAGACUUUACGAAGAGCAGCGUGGUUAAAGAUAAAAACUUGAUCAGUCAUGGAUGGAGAUCUGCUGUCUUUGUCAUCUUCCUCAUCGUUAUCAUCCUCAGCAGCAGCAGUAGCAGCAGCAGCAGCAGAAAUACAGCCAGAUACUUCACCCAAGAGUGACAGCAGCCUCCCUCAGAGUCAACAGGAACACAAAUCAACUGAAGUAUUAUGGGCGGAGGAUGUGGGUCCCAUGGGCGACGGACUGCUGUCCACCGAGGAGCAGGUGACUCUGAUCACUGAGAGUCUGACAGUCACCUCCACCGACCAGGAAAAACUGCUGCUGCUCAACAAGAACACCGAGCUGCGCAGAGUCAACAAAGAGCUGAUGAAGCUGAAUGAGGACUGGGACCAGGUGUACCGUGGUGCCACGCUGGGUCUGCAGCACAGAGUGGAGGCUUUGGAGCUGGAGAACAAUGCCAUCAAACAGCUAAACAGCAGACUGCUCCUCAAAGUGGAACGUCAACAAAGUGCAAAAGAGUAUUAUGAACAGGCACUCAUGCAAGAGUUAAAGAAGAACCAGGAGCUGCAGGAGUAUAUAAGAUUGUUGGAGAACAGGAUGCACCACCCAGAGAGAGACUGCACACCUGCCAAACAGGGCAGCAGUUUCACUGCGUCAAGCUGCAGUCCUAUGUUGAGCCCCCCAACUAAUCCUAACCCUGGAGGUCCCGACCUGUCACGCAACCACAUCUCUGGGUACAAUCCCUCAUCCUCCUUCUUCCCUGCCUUUUCUAGCCCAGAGGCGGGAUUGCAGGGAAAAAGCCAAAGUAGCAGCAUUCCAGUGGGAGCACUGGGAGACUCCCAGCAAGAAGUGCAGGACUUAAAAGAGCAGCUGGAGGCACUAAGAUGUCAGACCCAGAUUUAUGAAGCCGAAUAUCAGACAGAGCACAGCGACCACAAGCACACACUGCAGGAGAACCGGAGGCUGAGGAGGAAGAGGGAGGAGAUGCGCCAACAGGUGGCACUGCUGCAAGAACAGCUCAAGGUUUAUGAGGAUGACUUCAGACGGGAGCGGUCUGACAAACAGAUGCUGCAGCGGCUGCUGUUAAAGAAGACGCCUCCAAACAAGGACCCGGUGCUCGUUCACCGCUGCAAUAACGAGCAGCGGCUGCUAGGGGGAGACAAGAGGACACAAAGUGGAGAGAGAAGGAAAGAGCACCACCCACUCUGCCCCAAACACCUGAACAAAGAGUCAGACUGAGGCUGAGAGGCAGAAAAAAAACACACAAUCACACACACAGAAAAUUAAGUCAAUCAAACGAGUUUCGAAUGAGAUUCUCCAAGUGUGAAGAGACGCAUAUGCAAUGAUUUAUACUGACUCUUAUCUGUAAAAGCAGCAACGCAGAGGAAGUCCAUUCAAACUAUACAUUCAACAGAGACAUUAACCAACAUUUGCACCUCUAUAUAGCUAAUAUCAAUACAUCUCUUUCUGUCAAUUAUGUAUUUUACAAUUCAUGACAGUACCCAUAGUCAUUGUCUGCUCAUUUUGGUACAUUUUUUAAAGAAUUUGAUUUCAAACUACCAGACAACAAACUGUACAAUAAAAUAUGUUUGCGGUGACCUCAGGAAGUUAGAAGUAGAAGUUAGAAGUUAGGAAGUACCUAGGCAGGGUUACUCUAAAGAAUCAUGCAUUAUCUCCUGACUGAGGUCAUUUUUGCUUUGUGUGUCUAGAAAUCUGAAAGGUUUACUGCUGCUGUUUCCUGGUCACUAGGUUCCUGUCACAGAUUGCAAAAUAUUCCUUCCCACUUCUUUGUGAUAAAGGUGAUGUCAUAAAGUGUAUUUUGUAAGAUGGGUUAGUUAAUGGGUUGGUUAAUCUAUACAUUUGCUUUGAUUUCUGUUCAUUUAGUCGUUGACUUAUUGGUUGAUCUGCGGACAACGGAAUGAAAUCAAGAUGACAUCAUAUGUCAGCAGCAGCAGCAUCGCAUGUUUCUACUGAAGGAAUUUCAAAUAUGAACGCUGCUGUUUGUUGACCACACAGACAAUCUGCAUCCUCAAACUUGUUUCUAACACAGUUUUUAGAAAAACAAAACUGACAGCUCAUUUGUACGCUGCUCAUUAUCUCUAUCCCUUCCUAUUUAUAAAUCAAAUAAAUUCUUAUACUUGUCAUUUUAA
Messenger RNA from Amphiprion ocellaris (clown anemonefish), 2242 nucleotides. RefSeq lists its product as uncharacterized. The record is from RefSeq and is a predicted model, not a curated record. The transcript is spliced from 7 exons. NCBI's taxonomy places the organism in Eukaryota, Metazoa, Chordata, Actinopteri, Pomacentridae. Gene Ontology annotation, biological process: cellular response to lipopolysaccharide; regulation of transcription by RNA polymerase II. Bases 144 to 1331 code for a protein of 395 amino acids.